CUCUGUGUACAAGCCCAAACCACUUCCAAUUUAGGGGACAAGUGGAAUAUUGAAACUUACUAGCCCUGUCUUCUAGUUCCCAACUGGGGAUUUCUAGACAGGGGUUCCACCCCUGACCACACCCCAGCCCCUCACUGGGAGAUUCUAGGUGGGGGUUGUAAUGCUGAGAUUUAAUGCCAGCCUUGCAACUAAGACUCAGAACUGCUUGGGCUGUAGCUCAACAGCAGAGCUUGCUUGCCAGGGUUAAGAUCCUGGUUUCUACUCCAGCACUGAAAAGGAACACUCCCAGAAAUUCUUAAUUAUAUUUUACAUUUCUCUAUAGAAAAAUGGUGCCUGGGGUGUGACUUAGCAACAUUUGCCUGGCAUGCCAAGGCUCUGGGUUUCAUCCCAAGCACUGAAAACUAAAAACAAUGAGCUGUUUUUCUGCUACUCACCAAUGUUUGGAGCACAACACGCCAUCCAUUGGGGUAGCAAAUGUCACUUCAGUUUCUCAUUAACUGAAUCAUGACACUGGUUGGCUUGCAAACCCAUGGAUGCUUUUUCUUUUGACUUUGACAGUCUCACAUAGCCUAGAACUUCUGUCCCUCGUUCUGCAUGCUAGGAUCAUAGCCAUGUACCAAUCAGGCCCCAGUUAACUUUUUAAGGCUAAGUUUCAGUCUGUAGCCCAAUUUGGCUUCAGACUUUCAGCUAUGUCCCCUCUUCAAGAUUCCCAAAUAGCUGGGGUGAUAAGCCUGUGCCUCUAUAUCCAGCUAACCCUGGAUUGCCUUUGGCUGGGCUACAUACCCCAUGCAGUCCAGAGUGGGACAGCUGUGUGCCCCAAGUCUCCAGCCAGGCUUGAAGCUGUCGUGGCCCCAGAGGUAGACAAUAGGUCUGGGAAUCACAGUGCCUGCCUCUCUUGGCUGGCUAAUGUGCCUGAUACAGAAAGAGUUACAGCUGGGCACCGCCCAGUCCCCAGAGCCAUACUGCCUAGCAACAGCUGUGCCAGGCAGGACGCACAGACCUCCCCGGAGCUCCGCCGGCAGGACUGAUUCAGGCAGGCUAGCUGAUUGGCACUCAUAAUGGACACUGUGAAUGCCACCGUGGAGAAGCUGAGGGCCCAGUGUCUGUCCCGAGGGGCCUCAGGCAUCCAGGGCCUAGCCAGGUUUUUCCGCCGCCUGGACAAGGAUGGCAGCCGGUCCCUGGAUGCGGGGGAGCUGAGGCAGGGUCUGGGCCAGCUGGGGCUGGAGGUAGGGGAAGCAGAGGCAGAGUCGCUGUGUAAGCGCUGGGACCGCGAUGGCAGCGGGACACUGGACCUGGAGGAGUUUCUGCGGGCACUACGGCCCCCCAUGUCCCAGGCCCGGGAAGCUGUCAUUGCGGCUGCCUUUGCCAAGCUGGACCAGACUGGGGAUGGUGUGGUGACCGUGGAUGAUCUGCGAGGGGUAUACAAUGGUCAGGCUCACCCCAAGGUGCGCAGUGGAGAGUGGUCGGAGGACGAGGCCCUCCACCAAUUCCUUGACAACUUUGACACAUUUGAGAAGGAUGGGCAGGUCACACUGGCCGAGUUCCAAGACUACUACAGUGGGCUCAGCGCUUCAGUGGACACAGACGCAGAGUUCGUGGCCAUGGUGAGCAGUGCCUGGCGCCUCUGAUGUGGCAACCCUCACCUGCCUAACAGCUGCCCUUAGCCUAGCCCUGACCCACCUGCUGUCCUGGGGCCUCAACCAGACACAGGGAGGGGGAGAUGUCAGAAUGGACCAGGUCUCCUGCAGGGCCACCUGCAGGCCUGGCAAUGGCUGGACUGAUCACUGACCCCAUAGGGGCCUCCAUGGCCACACCCAGCCCAUCUGGCUGCCAGGUGCAUGGGAGGCUGAGGGUUUUAGUUAAAAGUUUUAAUGCAGUUCUCAAAUACAUUUCAUAUGACAAUCUUACAUAAAUGUUCCAAAACACA
Messenger RNA from Mesocricetus auratus (golden hamster), 1927 nucleotides. RefSeq names its product calcyphosine (gene Caps). The record is from RefSeq and is a predicted model, not a curated record. The transcript is spliced from 5 exons. NCBI's taxonomy places the organism in Eukaryota, Metazoa, Chordata, Mammalia, Rodentia, Cricetidae. Gene Ontology annotation, cellular component: vesicle. Bases 1059 to 1628 code for a protein of 189 amino acids. Gene Ontology annotation, molecular function: calcium ion binding.